GAGGAUAAACGACGCGAGGUGUAUGAAAUUGCGACUAGGCGAGUGUGUAUAUUCUGUGUUUUGGUUUCGGGCAGAAAAUGCUAAUUCUCCCUGCACAGAUUUGCAAAGCAAACAUCUACAUUGUAGACUGAUUGGGUUGCAUCCAUGAUUAUCUGGACAUUUAUUUUGAUCCACCAGGGACAUUAAGCAACCAAAACAUGUAAAACAGAAAGGAAGGGUGAAGAGUCUGCGAAAGGAAAACAGUGCGGAGGACUUCUGCCCAAAGCGUGUGCUUUGUGGUACAUGCAGCAUCAGGACACCUCACUGAUGGAGAAGAGAGAGAGGAAGCCAGGCUACUUUGCCAGGCUAAAGAGGCGGAGACAGCUCAAGCAGAGCCAAUCAGAGAAGACUAUAACCGAGCAGAACAAUUCCGAUUCGUCCUUGAAGACUCCCGUCAUCUCCUGCCCAGACAUCCCUGCUUUUUCUGACCCUCAAGAGAGGAUUAAACCAAACCCACCUGGCGAUUUAGAUGACAGCAGCAACAUGAGCAGCCAGGCCAAGAGAGAGAAGAGGAGGCCCCCCGGAACAGUGGAGUAUACCGUGGGACCACAGGAAUCUCUAAACAGCAUUGCUCUGAAGUUCAACAUCACUCCCAACAAACUGGUGCAGCUCAACCGCCUCUUCUCUCGUAGUGUCUAUCCUGGACAGAAGCUGUUUGUUCCAGACUUUCAGUCAGGGGAUUCCUCUGGGCCGAGCUCCACCAACAGCACAUGUGAGAAGGUCUCAGAGGAUGGAAACCCCUGUAGUAGGGCAGUUAAACCGUUCCAACGUGAGCUGUCUCCCCUGUCUGAGGACGAAAGCCCUGCGACAGUCAAGUUCAUCAAAAUGAGCUGCAAGUACUUUACUGAUGGAAUGGGUGUGGUGGGAGGGGUGAUGAUUGUGACGCCCAACAACAUCAUGUUUGACCCUCACAAGUCGGACCCCCUGGUGAUCGAGCACGGCUGUGAGGAGUACGGCCUGAUCUGCCCCAUGGAGGAGGUGGUAUCUGUGGCCCUCUACGAUGACAUCUCUCGCAUGAAGCUCAAGGAUGCGCUGCCAUCCGACCUACCACAGGAUCUGUGUCCUCUGUACAGGCCUGGGGAGUGGGAAGAGCUGCCCUCAGAGCAUGACCUCAACCCCUUCAGCCGUUACGAGGCGCUGGACCCCAAACGGCCCAUCGUACUGGAUGACAUGGACUCUGCCCUUUCAGAGACUGUUGUAGAGACAGCAGAGUGUGAGCCAGCUGACAAGUCUCCAUCAGAUGAGGGUUUCACAGAGCUGGAUCUUCCCUUGAUCACUGAGGAACUGGAGACUGGAUUCAAAUUAUCUACCAGCCAGGAACAGCAGGGACCGCUCCAAGGAUCCCCUACUACUAGACAGUCGGAGCCCAAGGAUGAGUCCUUUUCUGACCCAGUCCUACUUACUUUGAAAAGAGGGGAGGAGGAGGAGGAGGAUGAAGGACUGGUACAGAACAGCUCCAUUGAGGACACAAUAGUAUCACUGCCUGGCCCUUUGGAGACUGGGAAGAAUGAACUCUUAAAGGAGAAGUCCUCAAGCCUAGCUGCAAGUGACGUCAAAGACAAGAAGUCAACAGGGCUAAUAGUAAACAGUGUUAGCAUUAACCACCAAUCAGAAUCAGAAGUGGAUCAAAACAGGAAGUUGAGCUUGAGUGAGACCGCAGAUUCUCUGGGAAAAAGUUGUGUUCAGGAAUGCAGCCUUGCAGGCGGUCCGCAGAUUGGACCAAUGGUUGAGGAGGGGCUGAGUGAAGAAGAGAAGCAGAAGAAUAGCAACAAGGCCGAGGUGAAGUCCUGGCUUCUGGAGAAGAUGCAGGCACCAAUCCAGAACAUGCUUAUCUCCAUGGAGGAGAAGAGUAAGACCCCUCCCAUGUUUCUCUGCUUCAAGGUCGGCAAACCCAUGAGGAAAUCCUUUGUCAUUGGCCGGACAUCCAGCCCUGCCAACACGCGUGGAAAACAGCCUGAGUACUGGUUCGCUGUGCCCCAGGAGAGGGUGGACCACCUGUAUGCAUUUUUCAUCCAGUGGUCUCCUGACGUGUAUGGUAAGGAGGCCAGGGAGCAGGGCUUCGUGGUGGUGGAGAAGGAUGAGCUCAACAUGAUUGAUAACUUCUUUAGUCCCCCCAAGUCCCCUCGCGGCUGGGAAAUCAUCACCAUCGAUGAGGCAAAGCGUAGGCAGAGUUUUGGCAGCUACGAUGGGGAGGAGCCUUUGGGGGAUCUACUGCCCAUGCUCAGUGACCCUAGUGCUCUGCUUCAAGACACGCACAUCGAGAAGCUUGCGUGUCGGCUGCCGGCACGAGUGCAGGGGUAUCCAUGGCGACUGGCAUACAGUACAUUAGAACAUGGGACCAGCCUAAAGACCAUGUACAGGAGCCUGUUAGAGGUGGAUAGUCCUGUGCUGCUGGUAAUCAAAGACAUGGGGAACCAGUUGUUUGGGGGAUACUCCACCCAUCCCUUCAGAGUAAGCGAGCACUGCUAUGGCACAGGAGAGACCUUCCUCUUCAGCUUCUGUCCUGAGAUCAAGGUGUAUCGCUGGACUGGGAAGAACUCCUACUUUGUGAAAGGCAACAUUGAUUCUCUUCAGAUGGGGGGAGGAGGUGGUCAGAUAGGGCUGUGGCUGGAUGCAGACUUGUACCAUGGAACCACCUCCAGCUGUGCCACCUUCCACAACCAGCCCCUCACCACCCAGGACUUCACCAUCCAGAGUGUUGAGGUCUGGGCCUUCGAGUAGCAUCCCUUUCUCCACCUCCCACAGUCCAUCCCCCCAAACCCCACUCAUACUGAUGGGGAACUAGGACUUUGACAUUGUUAAUGCUAGCAGGUUUGUCCUGAAGGAGGGUUGAGAAGCUUUGGCUGAUGUUUUUCCCUUUCACUCUAUUAGCUGCCUUAUACCUCCCACGCCACCUACCCAGCUAUCUUAGCAUGCAGCCUGCCUGCAGAGGGGGAGAUGAAGAAUUAAAAACUCCUUUAGGCUCAAAGAGACUGUUGUCCUGCAGUUGGCCUUAGUAUCAGUCAUAGGUGACUUUAAAUACCUGAUCAAAACAUGGGCAUGGUGAAUGAGAUUAUUUGGACUGUAGGAGAAUUGUAAAUGAAAAGGGAAUAAGUAUGUGAUCAGAGGGGAAUAUACAAUGAUACAUUUUCUACGCAGCCAAUAAGACAAUGCCAGAUGAGGACACAAGAAGCAAUCUUUUUUCCCCCCUGGCAUUAGGAACUGAUAUUAAAAACAAAAGGUGAAAAGUUUGAAGUUUUAGGUGGGGCUUUAUCCACCCCAGAACCAUAAUGAGUAAUUGUUUACAAAGUGAAGAGGCAUGAGAAGGUUCUCAUGUCUGUUGUCCUAUAUAGACCUAUAUAGACUAUUGAGGAUGUUGUAUAGCAUAUAGGCGCAUUCCAUCGCCAUUUACCAACACAACUGUCCACUAAGAAGGGAACAUUAAGGGUAAGGUUUUUCAAUGACCAAAUUUUGUUUUACGAUUGUAUUUUGUGUUUCUCACAUUUUAUAGAGAUAUUUUGUUUUACAAUUUAUUUGUAAACUUUUUUUUUUAUUUAAAUUGCCUCUUGAAAUAGUUUCACAUUUUGUUGUACAUGUAUGUUUUCUGUUGUUUUUAGGGAAGCCCUAUAUUGGCCACAAGGUUGAUAUAUCCAAGCACUAAAUAGAUUAAGGCAGUAUUACAGCCUGUCUUAACUUUGACCAGAUAUGGUUUUGUUAGUAGAGCUUGAUUGUAGAGGGGACGGCUCAGUCUAUUGUUCAUUAAUACAAAAGCCAAGGGCGAUUACAGAGUGGUGUUUCGCGCUGUCUGUUCCGUGUAAUUCACACAAUCGUUUGUUGUGUAAAAGUCACUUAUUUUCUACCACUACAUAUGGGAAGGACAAAAGACUGCAGAUAUUUAAUUUGGGAAACAGAAAUAAAAAAAAUUCUCAACGUGUUCUGUUGAGAUCUUAUACCAGUUUCCAGACCAAUGUGGGUUGAGGGAGUGUUCAUUUGUCUCAAGUAGGUUAUCAAAUCUGACCAUUCCUACUGCAUGACAUACUGACAAUACUGUAACUGUGUAACCUGUUCCUGCUCAAGAAUGUCAUUCCCCUUUCUGCAUCCCACUAACCACAAAUCCAUACAGCUGUGGCUUUGUUUUGUGAAUUUUUGUGUAAUAGAUGUUGUUCUCACUGUGAAGGUUUCCAAAGUGUUUGUUUCCUGUGAAUCCAAAAAUGUAAUUUGUGAAUAUCACCAAGUAUAUAUUUAUUGUAUUGUUGCCAUGUUCAAAAUAAAAUAAAUAAUGGUCCAUGUUGAAACAUUU
Molecule: messenger RNA, 4318 nt
Organism: Esox lucius (northern pike)
Lineage: Eukaryota; Metazoa; Chordata; Actinopteri; Esociformes; Esocidae
Gene: ncoa7b
Product: nuclear receptor coactivator 7
Exons: 17
Coding region: 283-2760 (825 amino acids)
Biological process (GO): response to oxidative stress; regulation of transcription by RNA polymerase II
Cellular component (GO): nucleus
Source: RefSeq, a predicted model, not a curated record